AUGUUUUUCUUUUACAGAAAAUUUCGCGCCAUAAUUUAUUACAACUUUCAGAGACAAUUAUCGCAACAAGAAUGCCUUGCCGAGUUACUGUCUGUUUUCGGCAACGAAGCGCCACAUCAGUCGACAAUUCCAAAAACGGCAGUCACUCAGGAAAACGUCGAUGCUGAGCGCAAAAUCGUCAUUGAAGAUAGACAUGUGACAUAUCGCGAGAUUGAGGCGUCCUUGAAAAAAUUAGUAUCUCGUUGGAUACCCCACCUGUUGGCUGGAGAGCAGAAAGCAGCCAGGGUUAAUUGGUGUCAAAAAACGCUUGACCUCAUCCGUUCUCGAAGCGUUUCGAAAAAGAUGGUCGCGACAUUUGUGUCAAAAGCGGGUCAUUUCGCAACAAUUCCUCUUAAUGAGCGAAGAACUGUUACUGCGGAUUGGUAUACCACCAUUUGUUUGCCAAAAGUCAUCACCGAGCAUCGAAAAAUUAACCCCGAAAGAAGAAUCAUCCCCCACCAAGACAAUGCAAGCUCGCAGACAGCCCAAAAAACAAGGCAGUAUUUAACGGAAGAAAACGUGGAAUUAUUGGACCAUCCUCCAUAUAGUCCCGAUCUAAGUCCUAACGAUUUCUUUACUUUCCCGAAAAUUAAAAACAGACUGCGUGGUCAAAGGUUCCAGUCACCGGAAGAAGCAUUUGACGCAUUCAAAAACGCCGUUUUGGAUCUGCCAGCAAACGAGUGGAAUAGGUGCUUCGAAAGUUGGUUCGAGCGCAUGCAGAUGUGUAUUAAUCUUCGUGGAGAAUACUUCGAAAAACAAUAA
Acanthoscelides obtectus is the source of this 801-nucleotide messenger RNA. NCBI's taxonomy places the organism in Eukaryota, Metazoa, Arthropoda, Insecta, Coleoptera, Chrysomelidae. The record is from the annotation of a GenBank genome assembly.